UCCGUGUCGUCACUAAAUAAUUAAAAUUGUGAAUAUCUAUAAUGUAAUUAGUAGCCUGUAUUUCAGAUGAUCAUCAACUCAUCAAUCCAUUUCAAAGUAAAUUAUUGUUUAAAAACUGUAUCAACUAAUCAUUCUCAUAAAGAAAAAAAUCGCAUCUAAGUAUGGAUUGAUGAAUAUUUUAGAGCGAGAAUUUUGGGACCGUAAAAAUUAGAGAUGGGACUGAAAUGGAUCACUGUUCUUGUUUCUGUUGUCGUAUUUGUUCUGAGUUUGUCGAAGGUUUCCAUGGGUAGAAUAACAAGUAGUUUUGUAAGAAGUGAAAACUUCUCGCUAGAUAUGCCACUACACAGUGAUGUCUUUAAAACGCCGCCUGGUUAUAAUUCCCCUCAACAGGUGCAUAUAACACAAGGAGAUCAUCAAGGUAAUAGUGUAACUGUUUCUUGGGUUACUCAAGAUGAACCGGGUUCAAGCACAGUCGAUUACUGGGCUGAGAAUAGUGAGAUGAAGAAUUCUGCUGAGGGGUUUGUUGUUAGAUACAAGUAUUAUAAUUAUACUUCUGGAUAUAUUCAUCACUGCACUAUUCAGAAUUUAGAGUUUGAUAUUAAAUAUUUUUAUGAGCUUGGAAGUGGAAAUGUUAAGAGAAAAUUAUGGUUUACAACUCCUCCUAAACCCGGUCCAGAUGUUCCUUACACUUUUGGCCUUAUAGGGGAUCUUGGUCAAACUCAUGACUCGAACCGAACACUUACGCAUUACGAAUUUAAUCCGAUAAAAGGGCAGGCAAUUUUGUUUGUUGGGGACCUGUCCUAUGCAGAUGACUAUCCAUUUCAUGACAAUGUAAGAUGGGAUACAUGGGGGCGGUUUGUAGAACGAAUUGCUGCCUAUCAACCUUGGAUUUGGACUGCAGGGAAUCAUGAAAUUGACUUUGCUCCUAAAAUUGGUGAAUCUGUACCAUUUAAGCCUUAUUUGCACCGUUUUCAUGUUCCAUAUCGAGCUUCUGGUAGCACGUCUCCUCUUUGGUAUUCCAUCAAGAGAGCUUCGGCGUACAUUAUUGUCAUGUCCUCUUAUUCAGCUUUUGGGAAAUACACUCCUCAAUACAAAUGGCUAGAACAGGAACUUCCUAAAGUGAAUAGAACUGAGACACCGUGGCUUAUCAUACUGAUGCAUUGUCCGAUGUACAACAGUUAUGUAGGUCAUUUUAUGGAAGGCGAAACCAUGAGAGUGAUGUAUGAGAAAUGGUUCGUUGAGUACAAAGUCGAUGUUGUCUUUGCUGGCCAUGUUCAUGCCUAUGAACGAUCUAAACGUGUGUCGAAUAUAGCAUACAAUGUCGUAAAUGGGAUGUGCACUCCUGUAAACGAUCAAUCUGCUCCGGUUUACAUAACUAUUGGAGACGGAGGAAAUCUAGAAGGAUUAGUGACCGCAAUGAAAGAUCCACAACCAGGCUACUCAUCUUUUCGUGAAGCCAGCUUCGGGCAUGGGAUUCUUGAUAUAAAGAACAGGACUCACGCAUAUUUCAGUUGGCAUCGCAAUCAAGAUGGAGAUGCUGUGGAAGCUGAUUCUGCGUGGUUGAUCAAUAGAUAUUGGUACUUUUUACAACAAUCAUCCUUUGCUGAACUGUGAAAAAUGAUUUACUUUGUACCAUUAGAACAAAUGAAGAACUGAGAGACUGCAGCAACUCUUCUCAUCCUGCAUAUCAUUUCUUAUGUUCCAUCAGUUGCUUAGCCAUUCCGCUAAAAAAGUUAAAAUUUUCCUGUAUGAUUUACAAUAUGUUGUAAUAUGUGUAUUCUGUUCAAAUAUUGUACAAAUGUAUGUUAUUGUUAUGCCGUUUAUGACAACAUACACUUUUUAUUC
Mercurialis annua (annual mercury) is the source of this 1845-nucleotide messenger RNA. RefSeq names its product purple acid phosphatase 2-like. The transcript has 8 exons. NCBI's taxonomy places the organism in Eukaryota, Viridiplantae, Streptophyta, Magnoliopsida, Malpighiales, Euphorbiaceae. Gene Ontology annotation, molecular function: metal ion binding; acid phosphatase activity. The record is from RefSeq and is a predicted model, not a curated record. Bases 214 to 1614 code for a protein of 466 amino acids.